AUGGUAAUUUUUGUUUUGAUAGUCCUCUUUUGUGUUCCUUUGGGACAAGGUAUUGAGUGUGACAAAGAACUUUCAUUUAAGGACACUGAAGAAACUAUUUUUAUUAAUGGUAAAGAGGGAUGUCUUAUUCAAUUUGUAUCAUGUCCUAAUAUACAUAUACAAGGUACUGUUAUGGUUAAAAAUUGUAUUAAUUCGAAUGUUCUUGUAAAUAAAGGGGUAAUACGAUUGAGUGGAAGUAGUAAUUCUUCAUUUAGUUUAGAUUCAUCAAUACUUAUAUUUGAACCGACUGAAAGAAAUGAUAUUGAAUUAACACAAUUAUCAAUUAGAAAAAGUAAUUGGAAAGUUGAAGAAUCUUUUUUAUCAAGGACUAUAACAAUUAGAACAUUAAUUGACUAUGAUAGUGGAGUAACACGUCUAAUGAGUGACUACACAGUAUUUAAUAUUAACUUCAUUUGUCCUCAAGCAAAUGGGGAAUACAUAUAUCGAACACCAUCACUUGCUAUUAAUGAAAAUAUAAAAGUAUGUUCAGGGUAUUAUUAUAAGAUUAAAUACAACACAAUAUACAUAUCAGAUCAACAAAAUGAAAUAAAAAGUUAUAUCCCAACAAUAGAAUGUAUUACAUAUGGAAAUUCUUCUCAUUGGUGGUUUGGAACAAAUAAUUCAAAGGCACUUAAUUUAUGUCCAUGUCCAACUGAUAGUAACUGUAUUGUUAGGUUAAAGGUACCAAGGGUAUAUGAGAUGGAUGACCUUAAUAAAUUUAAAACCAAAUACUCAUUACAUCUUGAUGGUGUACAAAUGGAAAGAAUAUCAAAUACAAAAAAAAUAGAAACGUUGAUUGUUGAUUCAAAUAGUAUAUUAUUUGGAUUAUAUGAUGUUCGAUUAAAUAAAUUAGAAAUUAAUAAUGGAUACAUUAAUGGUGAAGUCCUUUUUCUUCACACUUCAAAAAUAGAUUCAUAUGGAGGAUAUUUUACUAAGACUAUUAGUAAUAGUCAAUUAGGAAAUGUUUAUAUGACAUACACUGGUAUAAUGGGAAAUAUGAAUUUUAUUGACGCUACUUCUUUUGUUUCGAGUCAUCAAAUUUCAGUAUUAACUAAUUUUACUAAUUUUAAUAUUAAAAAUGAAUUUAAAAUCAUUUCUCCUCUCUUUGUCAAUCAAAAAAAAGCUUUCAAUACUAUUGAUAAUAUUACUUGUUUAAAUUUCAAAUUAGAUUCAGUCCUUGUUCAAUCAGAUAUCAAUAGCAUUAAUUGUAGCAAAUUGUAUAUUACAUCAAGUUCUGUAUGGAGUAUUAGUAAUAUAAUAACAAAUUACUUUGAAUUUAGUAAAAGUACAUUUUUUAUUGUAAAAUCAGUAAUAUCAGAAUUAUUAAAAUUUGAUAAUUUAGAAAGACUUACAGGAUAUAGAAAUAACUAUCUUCAAGAAUCUCAAAUUAAUACCUUAUCUAUUGUUAAUUCUACAAUUUGGUUUAUAUCAUCUGUAAAUACAAUACAAUUUAAUGCUUUAGAUUUACAAAUUAGAGAAUUUUAUAUGUUUUAUUCUAAUAAAGCAUACAUGAAGAAUAUUUAUUAUGAUACGGAUUAUGUUGGUGUAUUUUGGGAUUGUUCUAUUAACCAACUUAUUUUAGAAUCUACACCUAGGCUAUUCUUAGAAUGGUUUAAUUCUAAUGAAUUAAAAUUUGAUGGUACAAUAGAAGUAGAUGUUCCUAAUUCAGUUUCUAUUAAUAAAAUACUUUCAUCUUCAGAAUUAUUAAUUUUAAAUAAAAUGACUAUUCCUUAUAUUAUUUCAUCUGGUCAUGUUACCUUUUCGAGAGGUUAUAGUGGAUAUUUAGAAGCAGAACGAGUAGACAUUAUUGAUGGAUUGUAUAAUAUUACAUUAGCAAAACAAAUGAGCUUUACUAUUCAUGAAUUAACAGUUUCUGCAUUAAUUAAUACAAUAAAUUCUCCAUUACUUAUAUUUAAUGAAUUACAAUGUAAUUCAUCUAUUCAUAUAAAUCCUUUGGAUUUUAAAUCACCACAUAUUCAAAUAGCUUCAGCACAAAAUUGUAAUAACCAACUGUAUAUAGACUUUUCUGUCCCAACAUUAUCUUCAUUUGUUGUAUUACCAAAUGAAUUGAAAUUAACAUGUAACUUAAUGGGAGUAUCAUCACAAACAUUUAAUGAAUAUUGGCAAGAAAAAGGUGAAGAGAUUGAUUUUCAAGAAUGGAGUAUUAAUAAUAUCAAUAGAUGUUUAGUUGAUCGUUGUCUAAUUUCAGAAAAAAAAGAUGAAGGAUAUUAUUGCUCAAAUAGAAAGAAUAAAUGUUAUAAGAAUUGUAGAGGAGUCAUUGAUGAUACUAUGUUUAUUAGUUCUGUAUCAUUAAAAGAAUUAUGGGUAUCAAGUAAAGUAGAAAAGAUAUUAUUAAAUGGGAAUGAUAAUAAUUUUGGUUUAAUACUACUUGGUAAUGGAAGUAACGUACUGUUUUUUAAUAAUAAAGUGUAUAGUAAAAAUAUUAUUGGAAAACAAGCAACAAUCAAAGUGAGUGUUAAUGGUAUUAUUGAAAGUGAUUUAAUUGAUGUUAACUCUAUAGAAAUGAAUACGUUUAGUAGUAUUAAUGGUGAUAAAAUUAAUUGUGAUUUAAUAAAAGUUACAAUAGAUUGUAGAAUUGAAGUAAAAGAAAUUAACAUUAAAAGCAUUACCUUUGACAACCAAUGUGAUAUAAGUCCAAAUGAAAUUAUAAUUAAGACUGAAAGAAUAAAUUCAUUAAAUUUAAAUAAGGAGGUUUUUAUUAGUAAUAGUGUUUGUCAAUCAACAGUCAAUACAAUUGAUUUACUUUUUGUUAAAAAUGGAUUUGACCAUACUAAUAUUGUUGGAAAUAUUUUAUUUAGUUGUAAUGAUCAUUUAAUUGUGUCAAAUGGAAACAAUGGAGUUUCAGAAGUAAAAUGUGGGAAAUAUGGCGUAAGUGAUUAUUGUUAUAUUAUUUCACGAGACAUUACAAAUCCAAAGUCAUUUGAUUUAUCUAAAAGUACAGCAACAUUUUGUCCUUGUCAAAACACAGAUAAAAUGGGAUGUUCUUAUAUUAUUGGUACAAAUGAAGUUAAUGGUAAAAUUGAUGCUUAUGAAGUGGUUAUUGAGAAAGAGAGUGUUAUUAAGAGUGAUAAUAUGAAUAUUUCUGUUGAACUUAAAAUAAAAGCUAAUAGUCACAUUUAUACUUCUUCUGGUGUUAUAGAGAGUAUUUAUAUUGAACCAUCAACUACAUUACAACUUGAUGGAUUAGUAAACAGUCACUUAGUUAAUGGAUUUGGUGUAUUACGUCAAAGAGAAGGUAAGUUAUAUGUUAAUGAUUUAUUUAAUGUUCAUUGUGACGUUAAAUAUAUAUCAAUAAGUAAAACUUUUAAUCCAUUAAAAUUAGUGUUAAAUAACUCUUUGAUUAAUUUAAAUAAAAGAGGAUUAUUUUAUAUGAAUAUGACUACUAUAAAAUAUAUUAAUCAACAAACUAUACCAAUUAUUUUAGAUAAUCCAUCCAUGGUCAAUCUUUAUAAUUCUGUUAUUUCUUCAUUUCCGUUACAUCAAUGUUUUGAAUUGAUUCAAAUAGUUAAUGAGCCAAUUCUUUAUUUUAACAAUCAACCCACAUCAACAGAAGCAAUGUUUGAUUAUGAAUUAACUUGUUCUAAAAAGAUAGUUCUUUUAUGUAACAAUCCAUCAAAACUAUAUCAAUGCCCAACUCAAACAUGUGUUUAUGAUGUCUAUGAAUCACCAAUAAAUUCUUCUAGAGGAUACACACAACCUCAUUGUCCAUGUGGUUUCUCAGAUAAUAUAUUAAAAUAUAGUGAUAAUGGAUGUAUUAUAGAAGCAAAAAAUCUAAAUAAUAUAACAACAAUAUAUGGUACUUUCCAUAAUAUUAAAACAGAUAAUAAUGCUAUUAUUUCCAUUCAUUCAUUAACUAAUAUUAAGUCAUUUGAACCUCAAAGUUUUAUUAGGUUUACUGGAAAUGGAUUUAUAGAACUGUCAGUAUCACCAUUAACAAAAAAAUCAUAUACAAUACACACUGAUGUAAAAAUGAAUUUAAAACAUGUUUAUGCUAAAUGUAGUAUUAGUAGUACUUCAGACCUUAUUAUUGGAAAACAAGGAAAUGGACAAUUAAAUAUUACUGGAAAUAAAAAUUUAAUAACACUCUCUCAGAAUCAAUAUAAUAAUAUCAAUAUCAAUAUUUCAAUGUCUCAUGUCUAUUUACCAAAUGGAAUAAAUGGAAAAACAUUUACAUUAGAAACUCAUGGAUUUAAUAAUCCAUUAAUGACUAUGACAGAUGGAAAAGUAUUUUCUGUUGAAAGUUUUGAAUAUAAAGGAAAUGAUAAUGGAGUAUUACUUGAAACUAUUCAAAAUGGAAUUGAUAUAAAAUUAUUAAAAAGAGGAUAUGUUGAUGAAGACAAAGCAAUAUUAGCAACUCAAGAAGUAAAAAGAAAACAAAUUUAUUGUAAAUAUAAUAAUAAUAAAUGGAAUAGUACAAACUGUCCUUGUACUGGAGUUAGUUGUCAUUUAAUUUAUGCAUCAACUUCUGAAAUAAUUAAUGAAACUAUAGAAGCAAAUGAAAUUAAUAUUUUUGGAAAACAUAAAUUUAAUGGAAGAAUUACUUGUGAGAAAAUAACAAUAGAUGAGAGUUGUUCAUUUAAAGAGAUUUAUGUAGGAAUUAUUAAUAUUACAAAAGAAAAUAAUAUAGAAAUAGAAUUAUAUGACUAUGAAGUUAAAUACAUUACUGGAAUAAACUAUGAUAUAUUUACUUAUAGUAGUGGUAGAAUUCUUCAAAUAGAAGCUUCAACAUUACAUUUAUAUCUUAAAGAUACAAUUGAAAGUAAAUAUCUUAAUAUUAAAUUCUUUAUUAUUAUUCCUACUCAUAAUGAUUUCUUAUUUAUUUCAUUAUUACAAAAUGGUACAACUACUUUAGAUAAUACUCUUAUUUAUCUUCCUGAUCCUUUAUUUGAUAAAUAUUACAUAUUAAAGGCUGAUGAAUUUCCACCAUUGGAUACUGUCAAAACGUUUAAAAGAAAUGACUCUUUACAACCAAUUACAAAUAUGUAUUUAACAAUUGUUUGUGAUAAAUAUAUGGCAUUAAUUAAAGACAUUAAUGAUUGUCAAUGCCCUUAUGAAGAUACUAAUAACCAAAAUAAUUCAAACACAAUUUGGUUAAUUAUGAUACCAUCAGUUAUUUGUAUUAUUCUUAUUAUCAUAGUAAUUAUUCUUUUAACAAUUUAUCUUCAUAAGUUAUUUAUUAAAAGAAGAAGAUUUGAAAGACUAUUUUAA
Molecule: messenger RNA, 5268 nt
Organism: Entamoeba nuttalli P19
Lineage: Eukaryota; Evosea; Mastigamoebida; Endamoebidae
Exons: 1
Coding region: 1-5268 (1755 amino acids)
Source: RefSeq, a predicted model, not a curated record